Helobdella robusta is the source of this 1896-nucleotide messenger RNA. RefSeq lists its product as hypothetical. The record is from RefSeq and is a predicted model, not a curated record. The coding region runs from base 1 to 1896 and encodes 631 amino acids. NCBI's taxonomy places the organism in Eukaryota, Metazoa, Annelida, Clitellata, Rhynchobdellida, Glossiphoniidae. The transcript has 2 exons.
AUGGCAAACACUUCAAAAGUACAAUACAAAAGUUUGAAUAAUAAAAAGGACAACUUCCGCAGCAACUUCAAAAAAAUAAUGGAGGAAAAGACGAAAAUUGAAAACAUUUUCAAGGAGAUAGAAGAAAAAAAUAAAAAAAAUUGUGAAAUUAAAUCCAAAAUAAAACGUUUGUUGAGAGGAGAUUUAAGAGAAUUCAAUAAUGAUGUUGGCAACACAGCAACAAAUUCAACAGAAUCAACAACUACACCUGUUAAAGCAGCUACAAAUGUCGCUCAGACACCAGGAAGAAUGUCCUAUUCAACAAUAUACUGGAACCAAAAAAAUAAAGUCCGACGAACACACAGAGCAGCAAAUUACACAAAAGCAAAUGCAAUCAGUGGAGCCACUGAAGCAACGAUCACAUACAAAACGAAAACAUCAACAAGACCAAAAACCAGCAUAAACUACUCAACAUCUAUGAAUGGUAACAAAUCAACAUCAUCGAUCAUAUACAGCAAGGCAACCACACAAAUUAACUCAAAAACCGGAAAAGAUCAAGAACCAACAAGGAUAUCAUUUUCAUAUUUGCAUAGAAAUCGCCCAAAUCACACGGUCGCACCAACAACUUCAACAAUUAGAGCAACUAGACCAACAAGCACGAACAAUACAAAAACGUCAACAGAUGGAAUCAAACCAACGUCCAAAACAACAAAUAUUAGCCAUUCAUCUCAUUCAAUAUCUCAAAAAGCAGGAAAAGCUCAGGAGCCGAUACGGAAAUCGUUUUCGUUUAUGCAUAGAAACCGCACGAAUGAAUUAAAAAAGACACUCAGUACAACAAACCACACAAACGCCCCAACAACAUCAACAAAAGCAAUCGGAGGAGCUGCCAAACCAACAAACACAACAAAAACAUUGAAAACGCAUGCAAAUGAACCAGCGUCAUCAAAAUCAUCAAACAUCAGCCACAAAACAUCGCAAGUAACAGAAAAAUCUGAGAAACCAACACGGAUGUCGUACUCAUACAUGUUUAGACACGGCACAACAAAAGUACCAACAAUAUCAACAAAAGCAAUCAUAGGAGCCACAAAACCAACAAACACAGAACAAAUAAAAAUAUCAACUAAUACAUACAACUCAACAUCAACAAACACAAACAGACCAACAACAACAAACAUAAGCCAAAAAACAUCUAUAGACACAAACAAUACAACAUCAACAAAUAUUUAUAGAACCCCAGGUGAAAAUUCAAAGCAGACAAAGGUGGAUGUAAAAGACUCCAGUGAGAAAGGGGAAAUAGAAAGAGCAAAAAGAAGAUUGACUUUUGAACUGAAAAACCCCAGGCCAGAUGCCAAUGUCCACACAUCACCAACAGAAAAGACAUCAUCUGAAACGAACACAACCACACAAAACCUUAAUGAUGGCCUUCCAAACAGCAACAAUACUGAAGAUCAAAUGCCAUCUAGGACUGCGAGAGCUUCAACAAACAAAAACAGCACUUCAACAUUUAGUGAAACAAAUACAACACCAAUAAAAUCUGCGUAUACAAACAGCACAACGACGAUCAUUGAGCAAUUUCAAUCAUCGUCAACAAGUCCAUCAUCAAGUUUUACGCUGACACCAAGAAUCCUGACAAAGAAAGGAAAAAAUUCGGAAAUAAUAAUGGAUGGACUACAAAACUUUUCGAGUAUCAAUUAUUUAAUUCUUUCGACAGCAAUUAAAAAGAGAAGACUCACUCAGAAGAAAAAAAAGUCAGUUCCACUUUUAAGGAAGCUUCAGCUGCAAGCAACGUUGAAGGUCCUGCACAGGGUGAGCAAGCUAGGGCCAACAAAUCUAUUUUAUGCGGCCCGCGAGAACUUGUUCGCCAAAAAAAGGUCGUUAGCCAGACAUUAUGACCAAAAAAGGAGCCACAAAUCUUAA